Messenger RNA from Dermacentor andersoni, 2545 nucleotides. It is a transcript of the gene Ilp7, whose product is annotated as Insulin-like peptide 7. The record is from RefSeq and is a predicted model, not a curated record. NCBI's taxonomy places the organism in Eukaryota, Metazoa, Arthropoda, Arachnida, Ixodida, Ixodidae. Gene Ontology annotation, cellular component: extracellular region. Gene Ontology annotation, molecular function: hormone activity.
GAGGGCUGUCGCUUCUAACUCGAUCGUGCCAUUAGGAGUGCCUCACAUUUCUCUACGGCGACGUCUCAUGGCCUCCAAGUGACGGUCCCGCGGUCGACGUCAACGCUACCGAGAGCGCGGCCUGCUUCGAACGUGUCCGGCGGACAACCGCAGUCGCCGGACGUUCCCCGCGACUUCCGGUAGCUGGGUAUAAGGUGCGAGGGUAGAGAAACCACGGCCAUGCUGCUACAGUGGACCGCCCUGUGGUUUGGCUUGCUUGCCGCCUGUCCACGCCUGGUGGCAGCCGAACCCGACGUGCCCGACUGGAACGAGAUCUUCAGUAACCGGAACGACGACGACUGGGCACGGGUCUGGCACGUGGAACGCCACAGGCGCUGCUACCACGAGCUGCUGUCGCACAUGAGCUGGGUCUGCGAGAAGGACAUCUACAAGAUGCGCCGCCGAAAGAGGGAAGCACCUAUGGACAAGGACACCGAUCUCGCUGAAGUGUUUCUAAAGCCCGAGACCGCGCUGAGCCUUCUGAGUUCCUCUGUGACGGGCAAGCAGGCGGGUGGCGGACGGCGCAAGUCGUGGCGGCGCCAGAGGUUGGGAGUGCGAGGCAUUAUGGACGAGUGCUGUGACGUCCAGACCGGCUGCAGCUGGGAAGAGUACGCGGAGUACUGCCCCACCAGUAGGAGGAUACGCAACCGCAGGGGCUAGACUGAACCGGCUCCCGUGGACACACACGCGCAGCGCGCACGUCUCUCGCACUCCAAGAACAAAAGGAGUGCCGGUGACUCCCUUUUGUGCAAGAAAGUCAAUUCCGUAUUUGACUCCGUUUUGAGCUUUCCUCGUCGACGCAGUACGCUCCGUCCGCUUGGGCACUGUCGAAAAUAUUUUGAACAAUACGAUGGAGUGCAAAUUUUUAAAAUGCAAGGAACAGGAACCGACGAAUUUGAUGUACAUUCAACUUCAGAACAUAGCGCUGACAAACAAGGGACGGUGUUUGUCGGUUUUUGUGCGACCUUUGUUUGUUCGCGCUCUGUUAAGGAGAUGGUCUUUAAAAUCGAGUUCAGCAUGCGACUCGCGGUUUACAGAGUAGCGGAAUUGCGGUUUAAGGGAGUUACCAGCACUCCCUUUCUUCUUAUGAGUGUGAACAAACGCGUGUGACCGGAAGACGCACCCGUUUAGGAGGAGCUAGGCUUAAGAAUGAAUCUUGAUGGUAUGCCGUGGCUCUGGCUCGUGGUCCCUGAAAAGGCCAAAAAGAUUCGCAAGCCGGCAAAGUUAGGGGGUCUUACUAACCAUCCCUCAGGACAAAAGAACUGUCAAAUCAUGAGUCUGCAGGCGCACUCGUGACCCUACGAAACGCAGUGUAGACUGUAGAGUGCAUGGUUACAGAUCCUUCUCUGUUCCCCAUUGACCUGGUGUUGGUGACCGUCCAGUCUCAUUUUUCUUGUGUUCUUGUGCCCGUUGCGUCUUUUCGUGUUGGUAGCUAUCAACAGGCACGACGAGCAGCCUGUCGCGUAGAAAUUCGCAAAACCUAUAGGCACCGUCAGGCAUCUGUGGCCUAUAACAGGUAGGCAGACGUGCCCGUUCACUCGGCUAUUUCUGACGCUGACACACUUAACUUGGCAUCUGCAUUACUUGUGAUCCUAUUCUAACUCAAAUUACACCUCGCCCUACUAUAAGGCAAGAAGUCGCAUGAAAAAAAAAGUGCAGCAGAAGUCGGGUAGUUGGUGGCAUAUAUGUCUUCCCAGUGCACAUCCAAUUUCGUCAUUGCACUCUGCUUAUCCCCGUUCUCCUCUUUCCUCGGAGUUGCCGGCCUAGCAUGCCUCGUAACUUUGGUCAACGAUGACGCCCUUUUCGUUUUUCGUGGCUGUUUAAAUAAGCGCCACCAUGUUACCUCCAAGAUCACAGAUGGUUUCUUGUCGGAAUGGGCGAUGUGUACUGCUCAGUGCAAAUGUUUGAGAGUCAAAUGUCGAGCAUUGUUGUCUCGUGACGCUAUCUUGUUUAACAGAGAGAGUUGUUUUUCCCUUCCUUUCUUAUUACAUUGCUGCUUCACCUGUGGCGCCUCAGCCAAAGUGCAAAAGCCUUGCGUUUCAGGCGAGCCCUGUUGGUCGUCAGCCGCACCCGCUUGGCGCAUGUGCUUACGGAGUCCCGUGAUAAACGUCGCUGUGAUAUGCAAGGAAGAGCCCUUAUCGGACCGAUCCCUUCGUUGUCCCGGAUGUUUGAGGGCGUCUGUGCGUUCGCGCCUGGAACAGACGCGUCUUCUGGUCGCACCGUUAAGAGAGAAUGGGGUAAGAAACGACACAUAGCGCAAGGGAAGUGUAUAUCCUUGCUGUCCUUCGACUGCAAGGACAUUCUCGGUGUUCCUCAAAAACAAACAAAAAAGUGUGGAUACCGUGUCCUGGGUCUUGCAGGCGAAAAAAUAAAAAAAAAACCAUAAAAAAAAAACUUCCACACAUAGGCCUUUCGCGGCCGCAAGAAAAAAAGAAUAAAUAAGCACUCUAAGCGCCCAGCGCUGUAGGUGGUGGUGGCGGAAAAAUAAAAAUGGUUUCAAAACGAA